Messenger RNA from Amaranthus tricolor (Joseph's coat), 1443 nucleotides. RefSeq names its product protein MICROTUBULE BINDING PROTEIN 2C. Gene Ontology annotation, molecular function: microtubule binding. Gene Ontology annotation, biological process: plasmodesmata-mediated intercellular transport. NCBI's taxonomy places the organism in Eukaryota, Viridiplantae, Streptophyta, Magnoliopsida, Caryophyllales, Amaranthaceae. Bases 114 to 1100 code for a protein of 328 amino acids. The transcript has 5 exons. The record is from RefSeq and is a predicted model, not a curated record.
UCUACCCUCACGCCAUCGGCAGCCAAGAAUCAUCAAAAAUUCAAUCCCUCUUUCGCAGCAUCACUCACACUGACACUGUUACUUCCAACAUUUCUGGAAAUUCAAUAGAAAAUAUGUACUCAACAGGAAGAACAGUAAGAGGACGAGAAGACUACGUGCAAAUCAACGAGAACUCUUCGGGAACCUACAAUUUCAAUGGCGACCGCCUUAACAAAUCCGGACCCAAUGAUCUGGAUCCGGUUCUCUACAAUGACCUCGUUCAAAUUGUUCCUCUCGUUCAAUCUCUCAUUGACCGGAAUUCUGAUAGAUCCAUCACAAGAAGGGCUUCCAUAAUUUAUACCAAAACUCCUUCUAGAGAUUCCAAAAAGAAUAAUAGGAAUGGAGUUAAGUCUAAGCAUGGAGACAAAGUGCAAGGCAAGCAUAUUAAGUAUGAUGGAGAUGAAAUACCAGAUGACCAUUCAACUGUUUCCUCAGCUAGUAUGGCUGCAGAAAAAGAAGAGUUGAACUUUCUUAGGGAACAACUGGAGGAUCUACACCGGCAAUUAUCUGAAAAAGAUGAACUUUUGAAAGAAGUGGAGGCGGCUAAGAGUAAGAUCAGUGCUAUGCAAUCACAAGUUGAUGAGCUGAAACAAUUUGCUAAUGAGAAGGUUUCUCUUACUAAAUCAAGUGAAUCCCAGCUUAAUGAUGCAAAGAUAAAGUUAGCAGACAAACAAGCUGCCGUCGAGAAGCUACAGUGGGAAGCCAAGACAUCCAAUCAAAAAGUGGAGAGGCUUCAAGCUGAACUGGAUUCUAUGCGUUCACAAAUUUCAUCAAUGAUGCAUAUAUUUGAAGGCUUGUCCCAGGAAUUGGACGAUGCAGUAAUAUUUGUUGAUGACUAUGAUGUCACAUCAUUCUAUACGGAUCAUCUCCCUAAUUUAGUAUGUUUGGAUGAUAUGGAUGACAAUGAGAUGCAAAAAAUGGAGGAAGCCCGAGAAGCGUAUGCUGCUGCAGUAGCUAUGGCUAAAGAAAAGCAAGAUGAGGAUUCACUUCUGGCUGCAGCCAAAGCACGAUUACAUCUUCAGUCGUUUGUUUUUACGACUGAAACCAAUGCUGAAUUUUAAAGUCCAAAGCCGUCAAACCAGAUCUAUUUUAAUACUCCAUGGAGGCAAUCUAGCUUGUGGCCAUCACAUCUUUAUCAUGCAAGGCACACAUGGAGAAAGCUUCAAAAUUGUGCUCCAAAUUGUCUUUUGCAAUCAGAUAAAGCAGCUUCCUAUUGUUUGGCUUUUGAACUAAAUUUUUAAAAUUUCUCUAAAAAAAUGGAAUGAGCAAAAAUUAGCACAAGGCAGUAUUUGUUGUAGGUAUAAAUUGUGCGCUUUGAUUUCUUCAGGAGAUAAUGUCUAAUAGAUUUGUUAGCAAAAAUGUACUUGAAAAUUCAAUUAUUCAUAAUUCCCUGCCAAUUUUCCA